AUGGUCUCCUUCGCCGAAACGGAUGAGGAGAGGACGGAGUUAGUAGAUCGGCCAAAGCGACAGAGAAAGCAAGCCCUGAAAACAGCAUCCACCAUCUCGACCGUGGAAGCAGACGAAGAAUCCACUUCUGAAACCACGUCGACUACAAGCUCGCACCCGACCUCGCACACCUCGACCACCACCACUUCACCACGUCAACGCAAAUCCACCUCGGCUUCAACCACCAACCUCUCUCCCACCCUCCAAUGUUCACCUUCCCUCCACGUCCAACGGCACAUCUUCGCAAGCGUAUCGGCAGGAGCCAGCAAGCCGACGGACUGGGGCGCCAACUUCUGGUGUGUUGUCACCGACCCUUUUGCUCCCGCGAAUACCUUUUUCGCCAACCCGACGACGGGCGAGUGCCGCUGGGUCCUCCCCGCUGGAACAAUGGUGCUGCCGCCCUCGCCGGAUGGAGAGUGGUGGGAACUGUUCGACGAGAGCACAGGGCGGGAGUACUACUACCAUACUCGCACCGAGGAAUCGCGGUGGACGAGGCCGCUGCGGGGUAUGGUGAUCCCCAUGGCUGCGAUCCAGCGUGCUGGACACGUUGCGGAGAAGAGCGGCGGGCAGAGGGAGCAGCAGGAACGGAGCGAGGUGACAGAUGCCGAUGUUGGGAAGCGGCAUUGGCUGGCAGUCGAGUGUGAGGAUGGGCAGGAGGAGAGGUAUACAACGCCGUUGCGGCCGAGGACGAGGUCUUUGCCGAAGACGUAUACUCGCCGUAAAGAGGCUGUGUCGCGGUCCCAGUCGAGCGCACGGCUGCAUCGGCUAGCAUCAGAACAGAUCCUCACAGCUGGUCGAACGGGAAAGACCCGUCUGCGGUGCAGCGAGGAACAGAACGAGGAGGACCUAGCACAACGGGCAAGGAAACUCAUCCUGCUGCACGAUCAGAAAGCCCUCGAAUACGCACGACGCACCUCAGGCCCUCCCUUCCGACCCGACCCGACUUCGUCAUCCAAGCCCCAGCCACCCACCCUCGCACAUCGCCGUAAAAAACCCUCGACAACUCUGCGAAUGCACCCCUCGCCCCGCACAUCGACAACGCCAGAGACGCCCGCCGCCCCAUCGCCAGCCAUCACCAUCCAAAAGCUCGGCAAAGGCCUGGCCUUCAACCCAUCCACGCCCUGCUCUUCGUCCUUCUCCACUUCGCACCACACCGCCACCAUUGUCGUCAAAGCACGACGCUCACUCUCAUUUCUAUCUCGACAGUAUCAUCAGCGUGGAGGAUCGAGCAAAAGGGACCGUGUGGCACUCCCCGGCGACUUGGCCGCUGCGCUGCUCGACGUGCCGGUCGGCAUCGGCAGCGGCAGGAGGGCCGAGGAGAACAAGCGCAACAGUCGGCUCGAGAAGUGGAUUCAUUGCUUCGCGCCAUGCCGAAGGUCUGCUGCUGGAGAGUCGGCGUCGGUCUGUGGCCAUCUGUGA
This is a messenger RNA of Sporisorium graminicola, 1458 nucleotides long. RefSeq lists its product as uncharacterized. The record is from RefSeq and is a predicted model, not a curated record. Gene Ontology annotation, molecular function: protein binding; GTPase activator activity. NCBI's taxonomy places the organism in Eukaryota, Fungi, Basidiomycota, Ustilaginomycetes, Ustilaginales, Ustilaginaceae. Gene Ontology annotation, cellular component: cytoplasm. The transcript has a single exon. Bases 1 to 1458 code for a protein of 485 amino acids.